Molecule: messenger RNA, 1587 nt
Organism: Chironomus riparius
Lineage: Eukaryota; Metazoa; Arthropoda; Insecta; Diptera; Chironomidae
Source: the annotation of a GenBank genome assembly
UGAACAUUGUAAAAAGUAGAAGAACUUUGCGGAACUGAAAAAGAAAUAAAUUUAAAAAUAAACAAAAGUGUGAAAAAUUAAGGAAUUAUGUCUUGUGUGAGCUACAAAACAUGAAAAUUCAAUCAAUUGCCACACCCGGCGUGAAUAUGUAAACUGUGAAUGUGGUAUAAGCCUCAUCCUUACGGCAAACAAUUCUUGUAACCCGCAUAAAUUAAACAAAAUAAUAAAAAAAGUUCUCAAUCCAUCCUGAUGUAUACACAUCUUUGUGUAUUUUGGUGCUGUUCACAUUAAUUAAGAGAAAAGAAAGAGAACAAAAAAAAAAUCAUGAAUUUGUGAUGAUGUAAAUUAAUUAAAAUCGCUGUUAUUUCGUUAAUGAUAAAUGACGUUGAAAUGAAAAUUAUGUGGCAUGUGUAGAUAUUAAACAUCUAACACCAGCAUAAUCAUCAUCAUUAUCUGUCUAAGCAGAACAAGGAUAUUGACAGACGUUUAUAGCUCAUGUAGAUUGCCAAAUAUGAUUGCAGAUUGUUUUAAUAUCAAAGGAUUUUUAUCAUUGAAAUCAUGCUGUGUUUUAUACAUACUCUUUGGUUUAUUGCCACCAAAUACUAGAACCCUUCAUAUUACAAACAUUGUUGUACCGCCCUUUGUUGAUGUACGAGACGUUGUUAUGCUGUCCUGUAGCUAUAAUCUUGGAACACAGAAAUUAAACUCAGUAAAAUGGUACAAAAAUGAUAAAGAGUUUUAUAGGUACUCUCCACUGAUGCCAGCCCAGCAACAGUACAUGCUAUUUUCAGUAGAUGGUAUCCAUGUGGCAUCCGAUCACAUGUGCAAUGAGAAGUUCUGUACGAUACAUUUAGACAAUUUAAGUGGUGACACAUCGGGUGCCUAUCGUUGUGAAGUAAGUGGAGAUGCUCCAGAGUUCAAAUUGACACACGAGACGAGUAACAUGACGGUUGUUGUUCUGCCGCAAAGUGAUCCAAAAAUUGAAGGAAUCGAGCGAAAUUAUUACGAAGGUGACUUCCUAUUUGGCAAUUGUACAUCAGACUUUUCAUUUCCACCGCCAAUAAUGAGUUGGUAUAUCAAUGAACAAAAGGCUGAUCCGAGUCUACUGCAACCCUCUCAAGAGACCAUUUUUGAUGCUUACGGUUUCAAAUUGUAUCAACGUAGUUUAGAAAUUCGAUUUAGAAUCGACAAAAGAAUCAAUCCGUUCAUAACAGAUGGAAAAAUUCACAUGAAAUGUGUUGCACAGAUGCGACAAAUGCCAUCACAAUUACGUGAAUCUAAUCAUAUACUGUAUGUGUCGUCAUGGGAUGACUUACGCAAUCAAAAGUUAAUUAAUUGGAGAAGCUCAGCUUCGCAACUGCAAUCACUAAAGAAUGUUUUCCUUAUCCUGAGCAUCAUCAUUUGUGUCAGCAGUAAGUUAUAGUGUAAAUAAAUGGAACGCUCCAACAUCGAUGAUAUAGAAUGAUAUUAAAAAAAUAUUAUUAAAUUGCUGUAAAUAAAUUUACUUUACUUUUUUUUCUUUCUACACUUACUGACUUAUCUAACGAUGUAAAAAACAUGUGUUACAUAUAAAUUUAAAAAGAGCAA